AUGCAUAAAAACGAUUCUUAUGGUUUAAUGCACAAUAAACAACUGACAGUAAAAGAUAUUCAGCGCUAUAAACAUGAGCUAGAAGAAAUAAAUAAAGCGCGCGAGCGUCUAGCGGUCUUGAAAUGUGGAAACGCUUUCGUCGAUUGCAACACAAAUUUCUCAUCAAGUGACAAAUAUUUUUUGAUUAAAGCCGAAAAUUGUAUCAUUGAAAAGACUCCCUUGUUGAAUAUCGAUCCUACGGAUGACGAUCCUCCACUAAAAGGACUAGUGAAAGUUGCAUCUGAAUCGACGGUAUCUUCGUCAUCUGAAUCUAGCCAUGACACAAAAAGUUCGGUGUCAACAAAGCCGAAGAAAAGUGUGUUAAAGCCGUUGGCAUUAAAACGAAUUUUAUUGGCUCAGCCUGAAGUCAUUGAAUUUCGCAACUGCGAAGCUCAUCAAACAUACCAGAAAAAGCUAAUUUUGCUCAACACGGACACGCAACUGACGCGAUUCCGAAUGGAAUGUCGGCCGUUGAGAUCACCGUUCACGAUAUUUAUCGAAAACAAUCGAGAGCUCAUUGCACCGGGUAUGCAUGCUAAGCUCACCGUGGAAUAUCAAUCCGACGGACUCGGCGAACCGGAAGAAACGCUCGUGAUCAACGUGCCAAAUGGCCAAUCUGUCGCCGUAAUUCUGAAAGUACGGCGGGAGCCGCCAACGUUGCAAGUUUUAGCGCAGGCUUGCUCCACCCUGUCCCUGGCUGACCGAUCCUCCAACGCGUCGAUGUCGAGCACCGCGACCGAAUCUACCUCGAAGCGAUCGUCGUCCGGCAGUCUCGGUAGCACCGAGAGCACAAGUACCCGUAGCUCCGAUUACCGGGUUAAGCAGCCGAGUUUCGACUGCAGGAAAUGUUUCCUCGGCGAGUUUGUGGUGAUAUCGACGCUCCUGAAAAAUGACGGAGGCAGGGGGCGAUUUUUCAUGAUGAGCGAAAGCGACUGGUGCUUACUGGAUAUCAAGGAUAUCACCGCGAACAACAUGUUGAUCGUUUCGCCGUUCGCCGUGUGGCCAGCCUACUUCGCACUGGACCCAGGCCAGUUCCUGAUACUGUACACUUACUUUUUCCCCGAGUCUUCCGGAUUACAAGUGGACGAACUGUACGUGAUAAGCGAUAACUGCUCGGUAAAAACCGUGGAAGUCACCGGCGACGGCGUCAUCUUCGAGCGACAGUCGCUCGAGUUCGACGAUAACGUCAAGUAUCAGUCGUUUCAAAUGAAGAACAAAGAGCUCUGCACCAUGCGCUACAUGGACCUCGGCGUCGGUGACACCGACGGCUUCCUCGGUGACAUUUUCACGAUAACGAGUAAAUGCGAUUUAGACGUGCACUAUCGUUGGGAAGUGAGCGACAUCGUACUCUGCCCGUCGAUAUAUAAGAUAACCAUAGGACUCGGGAAGACAAAUUUUCCCGUCGGAAAGAUGAGCAUCGAGCCAAGCAGCGGUGUCUUUCAGGCCAACUCGGUUAUAACGUUUCACGUGAUCGCUGAUUUGAGAUCGGUCAAGCACGAUCACUAUCGCACCACUUUGAGGCUGAUCGUCGAGGACUUGCCGCUGGCGGCGAUUCCCGAGAGGUUCAAUUUUCCCUACAGCCAGAGUCGAACCAAACGACGCCUUUGCGAGAAUCCAGUAGACAUCAAUUUCGAGAAUAUCGACGUUCGCUUCAAGUGCGAGCCCAAGGCAGUCGCGAGCGUGAACGGCUAUCGAACUAACGGUACGAUGGACGAGGCAGCAACCGAAUAUACCAUGCAAACCGUGUCGAUGGCCGAUGUGACCUACGUGGAAGACGACUCACUAUUCUGGCAAAGCGCAUUCAUGUUCAAAGCCGACGCCGUGGACGACGCGCGAAGUUCAAAGAGCGAGAGCGUUUGUCGAUUCAUCAUGGGACUCGGCGCUUGCGACUGCUGCCAAGCGACAUUGCCCAGCACGGCCGUGCUCAGAGCCGGAAGUCCACUUUUCGUCGGCGUCGAGUCCACAUUCUCCGUCGUCCUCUGCAAUCGGAGCUCCGCGAGAAUCAAAUACUGGUGGAGUCAACCGGUUGGCUCUGAUCACGCUAAAAUGAACAUCGCGCUCGAACCAGCCUACGAUUCCAUCUCACCAAAUUCACAACGAGUUAUACGACUGAGGUGCCUGCCUUUGGAAAGCGGGACCAUCUCGUCGAUUUUCAUCACCUGCCAAUUCAACGGGACCAAUCCACUUGUCCUGUCGAUAGAGUGUCUGGUGAAAUCGCUGUGCGUCAACUUUUACUUUCCCACUCCGGCAAUUGAAACGGCUGACGUGAACUACGCGAGGAUCGAAUGGAACGCUAACGAAUAUCUAUCUAAAUAUGAUAAGAAAUCUGGGAAAAUACAAUUGUUAUCGCUGAUGUCACGGGAAGAGAAAACGUUACACGUUGUUGAAUUGAACAGCGACUGGUCGUUGAGGAAAUCAAACGUUGACACGGACUCUCCCGAUUCUCACGAAUACGAAGGAGACAUUAUCGUCGGCAAUACUGAAACGCGUCGAGGUGAGAGGGAAGUCGGCGAGCAGUCACGUGUGUCGCGUGACUUUUCCGAGGACGCAUUCGACUACGAAGCCGAAUCUUUCGUCGACGAUAGCGAACACUUGAAAUUACUUCCAUAUUUCGAUUGGUACUCUGAUCUGAUGAAAAAGCACUUUCGCUAUCAACCUCUAGUUUUCGAAAUCCACGUUCGUUCGUCCCAAACUACGAGAAAGCGAAUUUACGUGGAGAACGACAGCCCAAUCGCAAGCCACUUCCACGUGUACGUGAAAAACUUUUGGGCGCGCCAUUCGCUCGAUGAUGGACAAACUGACGGCCUGCUGCUUGACACGAACGCAUCGCAAUCGGGUAUCCACUUGAAGAUCGAGCCAGUCGGAGGCGAAAUCAAGCCACGCGAAACUCUGCACUUGGACUUGAUCGUCAGCAGUACGACGUGGGGAGUGUACACGGACCAGAUACACGUGGAAAUCGACAGUCUGCCCCCGUUCGUGUUCUGGAUCCGCGUAAUCAACGACAACUCGCCGGUCGCCUACCCCGUUUGCAAGAACACUUCGAUCGCCAUUCCCAGCAUACGGUUUACGUCAUUCAAACCUGGCUAUCCGUUGGAACAAAGAAGGCUUCUGUUGGAGAAUACCAGUGAAGCUCCUCUGUACGUGAAUUGGCAUUGCUUUCUGAUCGGCGAGGACGAAGGAGAUGGGUGGAAGAGGCCAUUUAAUGUUAUCUUGGAUAUGGUUUCGCCUUUUCUCGAUGCCAACGAGGCCAAAGAUGAUUUGGCCGAGAUCGAUGAAACGUCCAGCCAAUAUACGAACAGUGACAGUUCUGAGCAUUUCCAAAACGGCGCGGCCUUCGGCAACCCGUGGUACGAAUCGAGUGGCGAGGCUGUUGGCGAACUCAUCGAUUCUAGCAGUGACGACGACCAUUCAGAAUCUAUCACUCCAGCGAUGAAUAAGCCAAAUAGAAAGCCCCAAGAUACCGAAUUCAAAGUAUCUUUAGUUCCCUAUUACGGCCAAUUGACUUCAGAUCUGUUUACAAUUACACCCAGAGAACUAUUCCUGCCCCCAAAAUCGAAACAUUACGUUUACAUCGACGUGAACACGGAAAAAUUGCAUCGACACGUGGGUAGAGUAUGCUGCAAAGCAUGCGGCUUCAUACGCAUACCUCCAGACUUCAAGUAUAAAGACAACGUCUAUCAUCGCAAAGAUGGACAUUACAUGCCACCUAUGCAGGUAGAUUUGAGCUGUGACCUUCGAAGACCUAAGUUUUACAUGCUAUCGGACCAAUCUGACUGUACUUUCGAGUUUCAUACAAAAGACUUUAUACAGCGUGCGACAGAUAAGCUGCGGUUGAAAGAGAAAAUCUCCUUCAAAAAUUUCGACGUUAAAGCCGUGAGUGUUACAUAUGAAAUCGACAAGCCUUUCUCGAUAAAGGAAAUCGCAACGACAGCCGAAGUGAUCUGUGGUGGUAGCGUGACUGUCCGACCAAAUCAGAAUGUGCAGGUUGUCAUUAAAUGUUCAAUAAGUGAAAAUUGGAUAGAGGAAGUGAUACGCGAACAGGAGGAUAAUUAUCGCAAAAAAAAUUCUGUAACUUUGGACAAACGAUUGAACAUUGUUUACAAAGAAGGGUUUUGUCAGUAUUAUGACCUGUAUAUCAGGAUCCGUUUUCCAUCUCUCGCCAUUUCAACGACGCGCUUGGAUUUCGGAAAUGUUAUGUUUGGGGAACGAAAGUGCUUACAAUUUGAAAUACGAAAUCUUUCAAAGUUGGCGCAAACUUAUGAAUUGCAAAGGCCGGAAAAAGUUGAUUAUUUUACUCUUUUCCCCGUCAAAGCAUUGCUUGCCAAACGAAGUUUACUCAAUAUGGACAAAAUGGAAGUGACGGCAUCUUUUGUGCCUUUAUAUCCGGGGAUUUUCAAAGAAACUGUGAAACUUAUUUCCGAAGUUGAUGGCCAUAUAUUUUAUUGCACUUUGGAGGGGAGCUCGUGCACUUAA
Messenger RNA from Phymastichus coffea, 4512 nucleotides. RefSeq lists its product as uncharacterized. The transcript has 29 exons. Gene Ontology annotation, biological process: negative regulation of cell population proliferation. The record is from RefSeq and is a predicted model, not a curated record. Lineage: Eukaryota; Metazoa; Arthropoda; Insecta; Hymenoptera; Eulophidae. The coding region runs from base 1 to 4512 and encodes 1503 amino acids.